Messenger RNA from Scaptodrosophila lebanonensis, 297 nucleotides. RefSeq lists its product as uncharacterized. Lineage: Eukaryota; Metazoa; Arthropoda; Insecta; Diptera; Drosophilidae. The record is from RefSeq and is a predicted model, not a curated record. The annotation marks the transcript as partial. The transcript has 2 exons.
AAUGGUGGCUACCACCCCUUUCUUUAUAAUUUCACUAUUAAUUCCUGCAAGUUUUUGGAAAAACCCAAAAAUUCGUUAAAGAAAUAUUUUUAUGAUCUUUUUGCAUCAUAUUCCAACAUAAAUCACUCUUGCCCCUAUGACCAUGAUGUGCUGGUUAAUGAACUACCCAUGUCAUUUCUCAAUUCAAAAGUCACGGGAUACUUACCAUUCACCAAGGGCGACUACGUUCUGAAGACGAGCUGGCUGGCCUACGGAAUAAAUCGAGCAGAUGUAACAGUAUAUUUUUCAAUUGUUUAG